Molecule: messenger RNA, 1605 nt
Organism: Aspergillus calidoustus
Lineage: Eukaryota; Fungi; Ascomycota; Eurotiomycetes; Eurotiales; Aspergillaceae
Source: the annotation of a GenBank genome assembly
AUGCAACUGCCUAGUACGAUCUCGGGUAGGCGCCAAUCCUCGAACCUCGUAUUUACCACCCUCAUCUUCCACGAUUCCAAUCCUGUCGAGGUCAAAUCACCGACAGCAAACACAAUGCCCUCCUCGCUUCCAACGACCCUAUCAACCCUCCCAACGGAGCUCAUCCUCUUGAUAGCCGCGCACCUCACGGAGGAAAAAGACCUCAACGCACUCAUACAAACGAACUGCAAAUUUCACUCCUUCUUCAAUGACCGCCUGUACCAAACCAAUGCCGACCAGAACCACAGUAGCGGCCUCUUCUGGGCGGCUGCAAACAACCAGAAGCGCACGAUAGAGAAGUUUCUCGAACAUGGCGCCAAACUCUCACAAACAUCCCAGAAGCGCGCUGAAACGCCCUUCAUACUUGCCGCCGCCGCAGGGCAUCUCGCUCUCGUGAAAUGGCUGCUAACGCAACCGGGCGUUGAUGCGACAGUAGCAGACAAGCAAGGUCGGACGGCACUCAUGCACGCAUGCAGAAAUGGACACACGGAGGUCGUGCGCUUCCUCUUAACCCUGAAGAAUAUCAAUCCAGCACAAGCGGGUCCGUAUAGCGCGACGCCCCUCCGCCUCGCCGCGGACGGCGGACACGCCGAUAUAUUCCGACUACUCCUCGAAUCCAGCGGUGAAGUCGCCAUCGAGCCCGAACUCAACCUUAACACGCACAUGUGCGUUUAUCGCGCCGUCGCUAAGAACCACCGGUCCAUCCUAUCAAUCCUCAUCGAGGAGCACGGCUUGGAUCCGAACUUCGCGGACCCGGAGCGCAAGAUGUCGCUCAUGCACUACGCCGCCAUUAAUCGAUCAGAGGCCGUCGUCGAGUACUUGCUUUCCAUGGGCGCCCAUCCGGAUCCCGUUUCCACGAGUCCGUGUACGCCCUUCACUCACGCGGUACGGGGGCGAUUGCUGGGUGUGAUGAAAAUGCUUAUGGAUACGGGGAAAGUUAACCUAGAUUUAGCGGAGGGGUUCAAUCGCGCGACACCAUUGAUGAGCGCGGCGGCUAAUGGAUACGACGAGAUCGUGCGCGAUCUUAUCCAUCGUGGCGGGGUGGAUAUCAACAAGAAGGAUCUGCACGGGCAAACGCCGCUAUAUUGCGCUGCGAAACACGGCCGGACGUCUGUCGCCGAAUUUCUGCUCUCGCAAAAGGGCAUCCUCGCCGACUCUCCUGACUUCAAAGGCGAGCGACCCUUCAUGGCUGCGAUCCGCGCUCGGCAUGCCGAUGUCGUCGAGCUCUUCUUUAAACGCGAGGAUAUCGAGUGGGAUGUUCCCGAUCGGCACGGGCACACCCCGCUUCUUGUUGCGGCCUCAGUAAAUAAGGAGGCGAUUGUUGAGGGGCUCUUGGCGAAGGGGGCGCGGAUCGAUUGUAAGGAUGGGCAUGGGCGGACGCCAUUUGCGUGGGCGAAGUGGUGGCAGAACGAGAAGAUGGAGAGGAUAUUGGCGGAGUAUGCAGUUCGGCAAAGGUAUAGACGGCCGAUAGGGGUGAGAGAUCGAGUUAUGAUGAUUGAGGGGCAGGCGAUCUCGCCGAUGGUUGCGCUUGCGGAGGAGGUUAGGGAGCGGGGAAGGGUAGAGUGA